GUCUUUGCAGAUAAUGACAACUAACAACCUGAGGAGUGUUUAAUGCAGUCGGUCACUUAUAACCUUGCAGUAAAUGUAGCGAGCAUUCACAUUCACUCAGUAGGCUGUUUAUAGCUGUAGGAUGUGGCAACUCAGACCGGGACCGUUGUGGCUAGCUGGGUGUCGGAUUAGCUAAUGCUCAGUGCUGCGUUCAUGUUUUGUUUUUGUUUUGUUUUUUUGUUUUGUGUGUGUGUGUAAAACGAUUUAGUAACGAGUAUGCAUUCAAUAACGCGGUUCGGUUUGAUUUUUUUGGUGACACGGUGAAUGCAAUCCGAACGUUCGUACUAAGGUAAAACGGGCAAAAAGCGAGAAGAGUUGUAGCCUUGGUUACCCGUGUGUUUGCGGUCGCUUGGGCGGUUUUGUGGUCUCAUUGUGGUUUGAAGUUGAUUUUAGAUCCUGUCUUUCCGUCGAUCCGGUGCGUUGAGGAAUUAUUACCAACAUGAAUCCGAUUCGGUAAUUGUAAAAUCCAAUCGCGGGCAAAUGAAUGCUAGUUCUCUCAACGCCGAAAACAGAACCCUUCAACAUUAAAGGACUAAUGAAGUUGCUGCCGGUCAGUAGGGUCAUUUUGGUUCUGAUGCGGAUUGUCCUGGUGGUGGGCUUUCCCUGACACUCCUCUUGAAAGAACAAAAGGAAAUUUGUGUCAAGAAGUGUGUGCAAUCCGCUUGUCCCCAACAUGUCAAAAAGCAAGAGUUCAGAGUCAGUGAAAGUAGUGGUUCGGUGUCGUCCAAUGAAUGAGAAAGAACAGGCAGCCACGUUUGAGUGUGUUGUGUCUGUUGAUGUCAAAUUUGGACAAAUAAUCGUCAGGAACCCCAGGGGAGCUUCUUCUGGUGAACUCCCCAAAGUUUUCACAUUCGAUUCGGUCUAUGACUGCAACUCAAAACAACUAGAUUUAUACGAUGAAACGUUUAGACCCCUUGUGGAUUCAGUUCUACAAGGAUUUAAUGGAACCAUUUUUGCAUAUGGACAGACAGGCACAGGGAAAACGUACACCAUGGAGGGUGUAAGGAAUGACCCUGAAAGGAGAGGAGUGAUCCCCAACUCUUUUGACCACAUCUUCACUCAUAUUUCAAGAUCUCAGAAUCAGCAGUACCUGGUGCGAGCAUCAUAUCUCGAGAUAUAUCAGGAGGAGAUCAGAGAUUUGCUCUCCAAGGACCAAUCACGGCGUUUGGAGUUGAGAGAGAGACCGGACACUGGCGUGUAUGUUAAGGACCUGUCAUCGUUUGUCACCAAGAGUGUUCGGGAAAUCGAAAAUGUCAUGAACGUGGGCAACCAGAAUCGCUCGGUGGGCUCCACAAACAUGAACGAACACAGCUCCCGUUCUCAUGCCAUCUUCGUCAUCACUGUAGAAUGCAGUGAAUUGGGAGUGGACGGGGAGAACCAUAUCCGAGUUGGCAAGCUCAAUCUGGUGGAUCUAGCUGGUAGUGAAAGGCAGACCAAGACGGGGGCUCAGGGGGAGAGGCUGAAAGAAGCUACCAAAAUCAACCUGUCACUUUCUGCUUUGGGGAACGUCAUAUCAGCUCUUGUGGAUGGCAGGAGUAGCCACAUACCCUACAGAGAUUCGAAACUGACCCGCCUUCUACAGGACUCGCUUGGGGGCAACGCCCGCACUGUCAUGGUCGCCAACAUUGGACCAGCAUCUUACAACGUAGAGGAGACUUUAACAACACUGCGCUACUCCAACAGAGCGAAGAACAUUAAGAAUAAGCCCCGCGUCAAUGAGGACCCCAAGGAUGCUUUACUCAGGAAGUUUCAGGAGGAAAUUGCGAGACUGAAGGCCCAGCUGGAGAAGCGGACAGGAAAGAAAAACAAGAGGAGGCAAAAGAGGAGGGCUGGCGAUUGCAGCAAUGGAGAUGGCCGAGAUGAAGAGAGUGAGGAUGACGACGACGAGGAUGAAAACAAAGGGGAUUAUUGGAGGGAGCAGCAGGAGAAUCUGGAGAGGGAGAGGAAAGCUAUCAUGGAGGAUCACAGCCUAGUGGCUGAGGAGAAGGUUCAACUCCUGAAGGAGAAGGAGAGGAAAAUGGAAGACCUAAAGAAGGAGCAAGAAGCAGGAGACAUGUUGUCAGCCAAAGUUAAGGCAAUGGAAAGCAAACUUUUGGUCGGGGGGAAGAACAUAGUGGAUCACACCAAUGAGCAGCAGAAGAUGCUGGAGCUGAAAAGGCAGGAAAUUGCUGAACAGAAACGGCGAGAACGAGAGAUGCAACAGCAAAUGGAGUGUCGAGAUGAGGAGACUCUGGAGCUGAAGGAAACCUACAGUUCUUUACAACAAGAAGUCGACAUUAAAACCAAAAAACUGAAAAAGUUGUUUGCCAAACUGCAGGCAGUGAAGGCUGAAAUCCACGACAUCCAAGAAUUGCACAUCAAUGAGCGUCAGGAGUUGGAACAGAACCAGAAUGAGCUCACUAGAGACCUUAAACUCAAGCAUCUUAUCAUUGAGAAUUUCAUUCCAUUAGAAGAGAAGAACAAAAUAGUCAACAGGGCUUUCUUUGACGAGGAGGAUGAAUACUGGAAGAUGAGACCCAUCACACAUAUUGAAGAUGAUCAUCAGAUGAUCAGCAGGCCUCAGUCUGCAAUCGGGUUCAGAAGGCCUCUCAGUAACCAUGCUCGGACGGCCAUGAAGGAUAGUCCAGACGUGAGAUACAAAGCUGAGAAUAUCCUGUUGCUAGGCAUGGACAUGCCGUCCCGGACCACCAAAGACUAUCAGCGGCCGGUUAUUGCCCCUAAGGUAGCAGCAGCUCUGGAGGAUGCUCUGAAGAAUGAGGAGGAUCUUCAGGUUGAUGCCUCUGGAUUUAAUAGUAGCUUUGCCCAUCUAGCCAGUGCUAGUGGAAGCCUCAGGAAACCAAAGUCUGGUCGCCCAAGAACAGGCAAACAAUCAAAUACUUGGACCUCUUCAUUCAGUGUUCACAAUCCAGCAUCCCCAAUUUAUCCACAAUCCCGCGGGCUGGUACCCAAGUGACAGCUGCAAUCUACCAACAACCUCUCCUAUGCACCUUCCCAAUUUAGAGCUGAGAGAAGGAUGCCUUUUAUUUUGCCUAAGGCAACGGUAUCGUGGAGUCGGCAAAAGGCAAGAGAAAUUGUUACUGCUGCUUUGUAGAAUUGAAAUUGUAACCACUAUUUGCUAUUAUGAGGUGCUUUUCAUUCCUGGCUGUAUUUAAAGAACCUUUAUCGUGAGUGCAAGGACUCAUGCCAUUUAAAACGGCAUCCUCUUAAAUCUGGCUAAAAAAAAUUCUAUAUGUGUGUUUUAGUGUUCUUAAUGCCUAUAAAACAUACAUUGGUUCUUCAUAGCAGCAGAUGCACCUGCCUAAUAUCGCAAAUGACCUCUUAUUGACAUCAAGACAGCUCUAGUGUGGAUGCCGGAAUCCCUGUUCAACACAUUCCACAGAUUAAUUAAUCAAUUUGGAUGUGGGGAGAUGAGGCCAAGUCAAUACCUUUUGUGUUCCAUGAAUAAAGUUAGCAAUGAUUUGCAGGUGAAUUUGAUCUGGUGAAAGAGCCCACAGCUGUCAGACAUCCCUCUGCAUGUUGGUGGUCUCCAUUGCAAGUGAAGCUACAUGUCAAAGUAAAACCAUAUACCGUAAUUCCCGGCCUAUAGAGCGCACAGGCUUACAAGCCUCACCGAGUACAUUGGUAAAGGAAAUACCAUUUGGUAUAUACACAAGCCACACCUGUGUAAAAGCUGCAAGUGCCCACAUUGAAACCCACAUUGAAACACGAGAUAUUUACAAAGAAAGACGGUACACCGAGAGUUUAAUGCUUUGUGCCGCUUUAACGCUAACGGCGCGCUAACAAAGCCGCUUUAAAAAAAAAAAAACAUACCGGUAAAAAGCUCUGAGACACGGCAGCAACACUCUCGUGGAGCACUAACAGGGCCGGACCGGUAAAAGUCACUUACUCGGCACAUAUAUUCCACCACUCACUCUUACAAUUUCCGCUCGAGUGCCCCCUCGCGGCUGUUGGGAAAAAAAAAGGCACAAAUUAGCCGCAUAAACCGUAGGGUUGAAAGCGUGUGGGGAAAAAAGUUGCGGCUUAUAGGCCGGAAAUUACGGUAGUCGUGCUCGCCGUUAUUGGCACCCAUGAACUUUAAGUGCUAAAUGUAGAAUACGUCCUGACGAAAAUAAAUGAAGUGAAACCAAAUGUUUCUAAAGAUUGAAGAGCCAAUUAUAUCAUUUUAUGAACAGAUGAAAACAAAAAGCAGGCUUUAUGUUUACAGACAGCGCAAUGAGAGCUUUAAGGAGAAAAUGUUACAUCUGAUACUGGAGGCCUCGAGUUUAUCACAUAUAAAAUCAGAAUAUUGUCUUAGCUAGUGUGAGAAAAUUUGGUUUCAGAUGAAGACCAUGGGUCCCCCAGCAAGAUAAAGACCCAAAAGCACACAGGAAUGGUUGAAAAGGAAAAAGUGAAUCCUGAUCUCAGUCCAGUUGCAAAUUUUGGGGGGGGAGAAGAAAGAUGCCGUUGCAGAAGACCCCCGAAAUGUUCCAAAUUGUGACCAAAUUGCAUCGGAAGAGUGGGAGGGGAAAAAAAACACCAGAGAAGUCCGAAAAACUUAUCAGUCGAUUCACAAAAUGCUGCCUCAAGGUAUGCAACCAAAUACUGAGGGGAGACAAUAUUGCUGCAGUUAUUUUGCUUUCCAUGUGAAAUUUUAAUAUCCAAGAUGCCAAAAAAAAAAAAAGUUGUUAAAUUACUUUGGACUACCAAUUAAAAGAUACUGAUCAAAUAAGUUUAGUACAUUUCCCUUUGUGUCUGAAGCUAUUAAAGUUAUUAUCCAGGCUGUGCCAAAAAAUGAAGGGGUGCCAAUAACGAUGAGCAGGACCAUAGGUUAGAUGUUCGAACCAAGGUUUCUGAGCGUGUACCUAACCAGCCGCAUAAUGUCAAAUGCAGUUUUAACAGGGGCCACACGACAGCUUCAGCCAAAUGUGAGGCACGAUCUUGUGUAAAAGCACUUUCUUUGCGGAAUACCCACCGACAGAAUCAAGAGCUUUUCCUUCCCACGCGCAUUUAACCAACUCUAGAGCUCAUCACUCUGUGGAUGUUUUCCAAGUUGUACUUGAGACCACUUUUAUAGGCUGUGCAGAGCGACAGCUUGUUUUUCUGGUGUGACGCAGUCGUGUCCAUUUUCCUGCUUUUGUUGGCGUUUAGGGAAAAAAAUGUUCACUCCCCGCCUAACGUCCUGCGCACCGAAAGGGAGCGUUUUAAUGAGAUUGUUCACCUUACCUUUCUGAGGUUAUAAAUCUAUGGCUGAAGUUUCAAGAUGUUAUUUUUUUUUUUUUUUCAUCUUUAUGACCUGCAAUUAACGUUUGAAUGACUGAGAGGAAUAACAACGCUAGAACAAACACUAGUGAGCUAUAAACUUUAAUUACCAUUCUC
Messenger RNA from Syngnathoides biaculeatus (alligator pipefish), 5394 nucleotides. Its product is annotated as kinesin-like protein KIF3B. Bases 713 to 2992 code for a protein of 759 amino acids. The transcript has 9 exons. Gene Ontology annotation, molecular function: microtubule motor activity; ATP binding; microtubule binding. The record is from RefSeq and is a predicted model, not a curated record. NCBI's taxonomy places the organism in Eukaryota, Metazoa, Chordata, Actinopteri, Syngnathiformes, Syngnathidae. Gene Ontology annotation, biological process: microtubule-based movement.